This is a messenger RNA of Chenopodium quinoa (quinoa), 1578 nucleotides long. RefSeq names its product CBBY-like protein. The record is from RefSeq and is a predicted model, not a curated record. The coding region runs from base 133 to 1257 and encodes 374 amino acids. NCBI's taxonomy places the organism in Eukaryota, Viridiplantae, Streptophyta, Magnoliopsida, Caryophyllales, Amaranthaceae. The transcript is spliced from 11 exons. Gene Ontology annotation, molecular function: hydrolase activity.
AUUACUCAUAAAAGAUUGUUAUGAAUUUACAUAUACGCAUCAUUCCUCCGUUACUACUUCCCGUAGAAUUGUAGAGUAGAUUGCGGACUUAGAGGACUCAAGAAUCCAACCAAAUUUUCUUGGCGCUCAUCAAUGGAGGUCGUCACUGCAACUCCAACUUUACGCUCUUUGUCCUUCAUUAAAUCCUCAAUCAAUGGCGAUUUCUCUCAAAAAGUUUCCACAAAACAUCGUCAUUCAUGGCCGUCAAUUUCAUCUGUUCAUCUCUGUAGCUUCAAUUUACGUCUCAAAGGUCGAUUCUCCCAACGAUUAGUCUCUUACAAUUCCCUUCAGAACUCUGCUGAUGACGCCUCAUCUCAUCGAAUUGCUGUUCUUCUUGAAGUUGAUGGGGUCCUCAUUGACGCUUAUCGAUCAGGGAACCGUCAGGCCUUCAAUGUAGCUUUUCAAAAGCUCGGACUGGACUGUGCAAAAUGGACAGAGCCUAUAUAUUCAGACCUUUCAAGGAAGGGUGUUGGCGAUGAAGAAAAAAUGCUGGCUUUAUAUUUUAAUCGGAUUGGUUGGCCUACAUCUCUGCCGACCAGUGAUAAGGAUACCUUUAUGAAAAGUGUUUUACAGGAAAAGAAGAAGGCGUUGGCUGAAUUUAUGAGUUCAAAGAACACACCUUUACGACCUGGGGUUGAAAAAUUUAUUGAUGAUGCAUGUGACGAAGGAAUAUGCGUUGUUAUUUUGACAGCAUCCAGUAAGUUUGGGGAAGAGACAGCAAGAGCAAUUGUUGAGAAGCUUGGCCCAGGAAGGAUGUUGAAGGUAAAAGUUAUUGGGAAAAAAGAGAUAGAGGAGAGUUUGUAUGGGCAAUUUAUACUUGGUUUGGGAAAGUUCUCGGGUCUGGAUGAGGAACUUGCUAAUGAAGCAAGUAAAGCAGUUGCUGCAGAGAAAAAAAGGAUUGUUGAGGAGGUAGCAUCCAUGCUGAAGCUGCGCGUUGAUAUCAACACUGGCACACCCGAAAGUUUGCGUGAGGUUGCGGCUGCACUUCGAGCAGGUGCUGAAAAUGCAGAAGCACCCGUCUGCAAUUGUGUGCUUGUUGCUGGAAGUCAACCUUUAAUUGCUGCUGCUGAGUCUACAGGCAUGCCAUGCAUUGUUCUCAGAAACAGCUUGACAUACAGAGCAGAGUUCCCAUCAGCAGUUGCUGUCAUGGAUGGUUUCGGAGAUGCAGACCUAACAGUGCCUAAACUACGAUUGACCCUUUCAAGAUUGUCCCAAUGAUGACACUUCUCAUUGCAAUCUGUUGCAUCUUGCUGCUGGCUUGAUUAUCUUUACCAAAUGUUACAUGUCAGCACAUCUUCAACAUCUUUGCCUUCCUAGUUUGAUUAGCAGGAAUAGUAAAGGUUGUUUAUAAAUGAAUAUGGAGUAAUAAUUAUCGUGACCAUUGAUGCAGCCAUGUAGGUGGUGUUAUUAUGUUAUUUGAUUAUUGCAUUUUGAACUCAACUUUUGUGGUAGUAGUAGAAAGAACUAGAUCUACGAGUGCUAGAUGGAUUUUUGAGCAGUUUUGUUCACAAUGAGGGAAAAGCAAUCCAAUUCACAUGA